Suricata suricatta (meerkat) is the source of this 1617-nucleotide messenger RNA. RefSeq names its product phospholipid phosphatase 1 (gene PLPP1). Bases 391 to 1248 code for a protein of 285 amino acids. Gene Ontology annotation, molecular function: phosphatidate phosphatase activity. Gene Ontology annotation, biological process: phospholipid dephosphorylation; signal transduction; phospholipid metabolic process. NCBI's taxonomy places the organism in Eukaryota, Metazoa, Chordata, Mammalia, Carnivora, Herpestidae. The record is from RefSeq and is a predicted model, not a curated record. The transcript is spliced from 6 exons.
CCCGCUCUGCCCAGUGGGAGGGGCCGACGCCGCGUUCCUCCUCCCUAUGGGUUCCAUCCUUAAAGCACGAGUCCUAGGCUUCAUCUGUUGGAGCGGGCGCCGGGGUCUGGACGGUAGUCUGCCCGGGCAGGCCACGGCCUACCGAGGAGGGCCUGAAACCACGGAGCAGCCGCGCCUGGCACGGGAGCGUCUCGUUGUGUGAGAGCUUCGAGGGCAGGGGUCCCGGGCGCCAUUGCUCGCCGCCAGAGCGCCGCCCGGACCUGUUCGGCCCUCAGCUGCUCUGCCCGCUCCGGGAGGAACCGUAGCUCGGGGUCGUCGCCACCCACUGGCCCCGUGUCGUAAAUCGUGUACCACAUCUACCGCACGCUGCGGGCCGCCCGGGCCGAGACCAUGUUUGACAAGACGCGGCUGCCGUACGUGGCCCUUGAUGUGCUCUGCGUAUUGUUGGCUUCCAUGCCUAUGGCUGUUCUAAAUUUGGGCCAAAUAUAUCCAUUUCAGAGAGGCUUUUUCUGUAAAGACAACAGCAUCCAGUAUCCGUACCAUGACAGUACCGUCACAUCCACUGUCCUCAACACAGUGGGGCUUGGUUUACCCAUUUCCUCUAUGAUUAUUGGAGAAGCCCUGUCUGUUUACUAUAACCUCUUGCAUUCGAAUUCCUUUAUCAGGAAUAACUACAUAGCCACUAUUUACAAAGCCAUUGGAACAUUUUUAUUUGGUGCAGCUGCUAGCCAGUCCCUGACUGACAUUGCCAAGUAUUCAAUAGGCAGACUGCGGCCUCACUUCUUGGAUGUUUGUGACCCAGAUUGGUCAAAAAUCAACUGCAGUGCCGGUUAUAUUGAAAACUACAUAUGUCGAGGGAAUGCACAGAAAGUGAAGGAGGGCAGAUUGUCUUUUUACUCGGGCCACUCUUCAUUCUCCAUGUACUGCAUGCUGUUCGUGGCACUUUACCUUCAAGCCAGGAUGAAGGGAGCCUGGGCAAGACUCUUGCGCCCCACCCUGCAGUUCGGUCUGGUUGCUGCGUCCGUUUACGUGGGGCUUUCUCGAGUUUCUGACUACAAACACCACUGGAGCGAUGUACUAACUGGCCUCAUUCAAGGAGCUCUGGCUGCAGUAUUAGUUGUAGUGUAUGUAUCAGAUUUCUUCAAGAAGAGACACUCUUUUAAAGAAAGGAAAGAGGAGGACUCUCAUACAACUCUGCAUGAAACACCGACGGCUGGCAAUCACUUUGGGAGCAACCACCAACCUUGAAGGUCGCAGAGUGCUCAGAUCAAGCCGGCCUGCUUUCUAAAGGAAACUGAUUGCAACCAUAAGGCAAGAGGAUGCUUUUUCUUCACGGUGUACAAGCCUUUAAGGGACUGCUGCUAUACCUCCUGGAUGCCCCACGUUACCUGUGUGUACAUAUAUAUAAAGUUCCCUCUAACACAAUGGUUAUCUAAUAGCUCUGAGUUCACUGAAAAAAACUUCAAGCCUUUGACUAAAACAAUGCCCACCUGUACAUUUUUUAUUAAAAAAAUGUAAUGCUUAUGUACAAGUGUGUAUGUAAUAUCUGCUUUCUUAGAAUGAUGCCUGAUUUAAACACAAUGCAUAUUAAAAUUUUUGAACCUUGAGAGAACCAAA